Messenger RNA from Brassica oleracea var. oleracea, 2129 nucleotides. RefSeq names its product protein KRI1 homolog. Gene Ontology annotation, cellular component: 90S preribosome; nucleolus. Gene Ontology annotation, biological process: endonucleolytic cleavage in ITS1 to separate SSU-rRNA from 5.8S rRNA and LSU-rRNA from tricistronic rRNA transcript (SSU-rRNA, 5.8S rRNA, LSU-rRNA). The transcript has a single exon. Bases 52 to 1923 code for a protein of 623 amino acids. The record is from RefSeq and is a predicted model, not a curated record. NCBI's taxonomy places the organism in Eukaryota, Viridiplantae, Streptophyta, Magnoliopsida, Brassicales, Brassicaceae.
AGAAAAAACCCUAGCCGACUCCACCACCAAAGUUCCCAGCGAGCGACGAAGAUGCCUUCCAAAGUGUUCGGCGGUGACAUUCCUGAGAACAAAGGCCCCGUUGAGCUCGAGGUCGACGACGAAUACCGUCGUAAGUUGGAAUUCAACAGAGAGCGCGAGGAUAGAAGGCGAUACGCCAAAGCGGUGGCGGAAGGUGAAAUCGUCGAGGACGAAGACGAAUCCAAAGAAUCCGAAGACGUUUCUGACCCAGAGGAGGAGAUCGGAGUUGAUGAAGUCUCCACGUGGAUCAAAUCUUUAAAUAAGUUAAAGGAACAUGACCCUGGGUUUCUAGCUACAGGACAGAUCGAUGAUGCUGAGAAGAAGGAUCGUAAGAAGAAGAAGAAGAAGAAGAAGACGAAAAUGAAGGUGAUGCACAUCAAAGAUGUUCAGGCGCAGCAUUUGCUCGAGCAUGGUCCAGAUGCUGAUGAGGAAGAUGAAGGGAGGAGUAGCAUGGUUCAGAGUUACGGCGAGCAGCAGGAGGAGCUGAGACGAGCUGUGUCUGAUGCUCUGGAGGCUGGAGGGGAGGAGAGCGAUGAUGAUGAUGAGGAUCUCUUCAAAGUCAAGGAAGGAGAUGAUGAUUCUGAAGAGGAGGAAGAAGAUGAGGAUCUUAAGGAGAUGGCUGAUGAGUACUUCGGUAAAGAGUCUGAGCUUGGUGAGGGCGACAAGUUCUUGAGAGAUUACUUGCUCAAACAGAUGUGGAAGGAUAAAGAUGGAAAAGGCAAAACCCAAGUGAUUGAUGAAGCAGAGCUUAAGCAGAUCUCAGAUGACGAGGAAUUGGUUAUUGAGCAGGAGGAGUUUGAGACCAAGUAUCGUCAUGAGGAGAAGAAUGCAGCAGGGGGCAUUGUUAUGGGUCAGUCUAGGAUCGUUGAAGAUUCCGUGAGGAAGAAGGAUAACCCGAGGAAAAAACAGAGGGAGAACAAGGUCGAUAGGAAGAAAAUUGCUGAGAUUGAGAGGCAAGAAGAGCUUAAGCGGCUCAAGAAUGUCAAGAAGAAGGAGAUUGAGGAGAAGAUGAAGAAGGUUCUUUCUAUUGCUGGUUUUAAGGAAGGGGAAGAGUUUCCUUUAGAUGCACGAGGCCUGGAAGAUGAGUUUGACCCCGACGAGUAUGAUAAGAUGAUGAAAGCUGCUUUUGAUGACAACUACUACGGUGCUGAGGACUCAGAGUUGCAUAGUGAUGAUGAUGAGAAGCCUGACUUUGACAAGGAAGAUGAACUCCUUGGACUCCCAAAGAAUUGGGAUGUCAUUCAAAGUGGGGAUGGGUUUACUGCCACCAGAGAAAAGGUUUUGAAGCAAAAUGAGGAUGAUGAAGAACCUGAAGAGGAAGAAGAAGAAGAAGUGGAUGAGGAAGAAGAGAGAGAGGGUAAGAGGAAGAGAAAGAGAAAAGCAUCUCUUGUGAAAAGAGCCCAGGAAGCUUUGAUGGAGGAGUACUACAAGCUAGACUAUGAGGACACAAUUGGAGAUUUGAAGACAAGGUUUAAGUUUGCUAAAGUACAACCAAACAGCUAUGGGCUGGAGAAGGAAGAGAUACUCUUCUUGGACGACACUGAGCUGAACCAGUACGUACCAUUGAAGAAGAUGGCUCCGUACAUGGAAAAGGACUGGGAGGUGAACAAGUACAAACUCAAGGAGCAGAAACACAAGUUCAGUGAGUUGCUGGAGAGGAUUGAUGAUCCUGAUGAGAAGAGGAGCAAGAAGAGGAGCAAGAAGAGGGAUCGUGAAGAGAAGCGAGAUGCUGUUGUUAAGGAGAAGAAGCCAGCAGCACCGAUAGCAGAUGAGGAAGGCGAGGCUGGGACAAGCAAACUGUCGAGGAAGGCGAAGAGAAGAAGACGUGAAGCUGAGAAGAAGCUUCCUCCUAACAGAAUGGUUGCUUAUGGGAAGACAAAUUGAACAAAAGAAUUAAGUAAGAGAAUAAUGGUCCUUUUACUCUCUUGAAUCGAUUUUGAUGUUUGGUUUCCUAGUUUUGAUUUCGUAAUAUUUUGUUGUUCCUGGUUUUAUUACACAACUCUUUGAUUUGUUUCUUUUGGUUGUGUCCCUUUGGUAUGUUAUAAAUCGUCUGAAACUCAAUUGAAAUAUUGAAUUGCUUAUCCUUUGUA